Schistocerca gregaria is the source of this 634-nucleotide messenger RNA. RefSeq lists its product as uncharacterized. Bases 34 to 390 code for a protein of 118 amino acids. The transcript has 3 exons. The record is from RefSeq and is a predicted model, not a curated record. Lineage: Eukaryota; Metazoa; Arthropoda; Insecta; Orthoptera; Acrididae.
AGUGACGCAGCUUCACCACCGAACCCUGCAGCUAUGAUGGAGCGACCUGCCGAGGAAGAGUGGGAGGAAUGCAAGAAGCACCUGCGGGAGCGUAGCCGGCAGUUGAAUCUCGAGCGGCAGGCGCUGCUGCGGUUUGCCAUCGCGAACAGCGCGGAUGAACGCGCCGCCCGGUACCGCUACCUGCUCGACAACGACCCGGACUUCUUCAGGCGCCAGCCGCCUGGAGAGGCGCCUGCGGUAGCCGCGAAUGCUGCUGCCGCUGGGCGAGCGACUGCCGCUGCGGCUGCUCGAGAGCCUGUGGCAGGGCCGUCGUGGCGGCGGGACGACGAUGCCGCCAACGAGACGCCUAGCGAAGAUCACAGACCUGCUAAGAGGAUGCGUCUCGAGUGACUUGCGCCGGAGGUUGAACCCCAACAAAAGGAUGUAACAGCUCAAAUGUUUGGGCGCUCUUGGCGAACGACAUCAACUGGCGACUGGUGAUCUUGAGGUCCCCUUCAUGGCCCCCUAGAAGUACACAACGAAAUGUUCCUUUUUCUCCAAACACGUGACUGCGCUGGAAGAUGGAGCACUGACGUUUAAACUCUGUGUUUAUGAAUCAUGUAUAUCAGUUUCGUGAGGACUCCAUAAAGUCAUA